UCGCCGUCAUGAAAACAUUCGGGCGCCGUCGUCGUCGCCAUCGUUGUUGUUCUUCCUCCGUCCUUGCUAGCUGUACGGAAUUCAACAAAUAUCGAACGCCUCCUCUGUGUGUGUACUCGGACACGACGACGACGGGGAGGUAUACGUGAUCGUCGUCGUAAUUAUUAUUUUAUUAUUAUUUAUUUAUCAUUUUGAAAAAAAAAGUGCGCAACUAAAUAAGUCCGGUCUGAUGAUAGCCAAAUUAAAUUUAAUGGAUAGAAGUGAAGUGAGCCAGCAAGUUGUGUGUCGGGACAUAAAGAUACGCCACGGGGAAAUCCUCCUGUCGUACAUUUAUACCAACACAAUCACUUGGUAAUACACUGGUAAGAGUGAGACAGUUGAGAGUAAUGAAGAAAGACUUAACACGUACAGCGGUGGUAAGAGUGAGACAGUAAAUAGAUAAUAAAAUAAAACAAGAAAGUAACAGAUAGAUAUUCUGAGAUAUAAGAGCAAGACAAAAAAUCUAAGAAAGAGUUAAAGAGAAAAAAAGAGCGAAAGAAAACGAGAAAGAGUGAGACAGAUCAUUUUAUUAAUUUCUUUAUUUUAUGAGACUAGAAGAUCGGACAAACGGGGUUUUAUCGUGGACAAUCGUGUGCGUGUAUAUUCUUCCGUGGUACAGAGACAUGGGACAUGGAGCUCACUUGAAAGCACUCUUACUCCAUGUUGUGCAUCGGUUGCAACACUACAUUGCGUACUCCAAACCAACCCUAUUGUCAUGGUCAUUGUGUUACGCGGGGUGAAUUAACUUAAAAUUAUGUAAAUAAGCUGCCAAGCCCCGUUGGUAAACGUCAAGUGACUGCCAAUUGUGGGUAGUCUGACAGACGACUCAAACAGUAUCGAGGUUUACUGUGUUUAUAUAUAUUUUAAAAAAUAAAGAAUCACUGAGAUAAAUAAAAGAGACUUUUACUAUCUGAAUUUUAAUAAAUAACUUAAUCGUAAAAAAAAAAAAUAAAUAAAUAAAUAAAAUGGAGCGUGAGUCAAACCCGAUGCAAGCGUUGUGUCGCAGCGGCUGUGGAUUCUACGGCUCGCCAGCCACUGAUGGCCUUUGCUCUCUGUGCUUCAAAGAGAACCUUAAGAAGAAACAACAACCCCCGGUAUCUUCGGCAACUGUUUCAGCCUCACAACCAGUAUCUAGCAAUGCUGGAACGCUCCAAAGUAGUUUCAGCAGUCCUGCUGCGGGUACCACCGCCCAGCCUACCAUUCCCACAAUUCCACAGUCUACGACAGAUUUAUCAAGUUCAAAAGAGGUAAAUAGGGACGAACAAGAAGCUGAAGGUGGAGUGAGUAGUGGAGCGGCUGAAGGUUCGGUCAGCAGUGGUGAUACGGAUGAUGGCUUUGAUGGAAAAGAGACUGACAAAGAAUUCAAAAAGAAGAAAAAUCGUUGUGUUGUAUGCCGCAAAAAAGUUGGUUUAACUGGAUUCGAAUGCCGUUGUGGUGGACUCUUUUGCUCUGUGCAUCGAUACAGUGACAAACACGAUUGCAAGUUCGAUUAUAGAGAAAUGGGUGCCCAAGAAAUUCGGCGUAACAACCCGGUUGUUGUUGGUGAAAAAGUGCAAAAAAUUUGAACUAUUUUAGUGUGUAGUCGUUGGGAAAAUGGUUAUAACUAUAUAAACAAAACAAAAUAUUAUAAUAAUUAAAUAAAAAAUAAAAAAAAUAAAAAAAAAUUAAGCAUGAAAAUAACGAGAUGAAUUAUCUGGCAGCUGAUUGCACAUUGAGGAAUGGGGUAUGGUUAACUAAAUAAUUGAAAAAAAAUCGUAAGAAAAAUACAUUGAUAAAUGUAUGAAUGAACAAGUGUGAUUGGUUGUAAGAAUGUCAUUUCAAACAAUGGUUAUAAUUAUUAAAAAGUAAUAAAAUAAUAAUAACAAUUAACUUAAUUAAUAAAUGAACAUUCUGUGAAUUUCGGAUGUGGGUAGACAAAGUUAUUAUUAAAUAAAAUAUAUAAAUAAAUAUAUAUGUAUGUAUGACUGUAAGAAUGGGUAAAUUAAAAUAUGAGUGUUAGUGCCAUGUCGGAUUGUCAUCUAGUGAGUUUUAAAAUGCGAAAUAACAUCUGGUUAGUUGCUGCCAGUUUACUACUAUUUUACCUAUUAUAUUAUUAUUAUUAUUAUUAUGGUUUAUUAUUAUAUAUAUAAUAAUUAUUAAUUUACUUAAUGCAAAAUCAAUUAAAAAUAGAUAAAUUUAAUACCAAUUAUAUUUAAGUAGACUAAAUUCCUGGUGCAGUCAGUCAGUCAGAAAUUAAUCUUGUUGAAGGCAGUCGAUUGGAUCCAGUCGAAGGAAGCCGAAUUAUUAAGCUCGAAAACAAAUGUUUUUUCUUGUAUCAACUAUUAUUAUUAUUAUUAUUAUUAUUAUUAUUAUUAUUAUUAUUAUUAUUAUUUUUGUUUCUAUAUAUUUAGUAAAAGGGAGUGUUGUUUAGGCAAUGACUGACGUUGAUGGGUGAUCACAAUUAUAGAUUAAUUGGUAGUCUAAUAACGAUUAAGUAUAUUAGCCGAUUAAUUCAUAAAUAAUGCAAUGAAGUAUAAGUAGUAACUGUGUGUUUAUGUCCAAUCUCACGAAGAAUAUAUCGAGCAUUAUUACUCAUUAAACAAAAAAGAUAAAAAAAAAACACUGUUUGAAAUUACGUUGCGAAUGCUUAUUUACGCGAAUUACAUACGGAGUUUUUUUUGUAAUUGAAUAAUUAAAGAUUAAAAAGUUAAUUAAUUUAAUUAAUUAAAAUAAAUAAAUUAUAAAAGAUUAAAAGAAGUAAUCUAAAAAUAACAAACAAAACCCUUGGCUUGCCAAAUGCAAUACGUUCGGCGUAUUGUCAUUGCUUUAAACUGCAAUAAAUCAUUUUAAUCAAGGAUUUUUGUUUACACGAUUGUUAGAGUGUUAAUUAUUAUUAUUAAAUAUUAUUAACUAUUAUUAUUAAUAUUAUUCAAUACUUUUUGAUUUUUUCUUCCUUGGCUUUUGAUGUUUUUUUUUUUAAGUAUACUUGACGAAAGGUUUUGAUUUAAUUGUAGCGACUCACGCUAAAAUUUCGUGUGUUCCGCCCACGAUCAAUGUAAAAUCCAAAUCCUUAAAUUAUUAAUUAUUAAAUUUUUUUCUUGAGCUUACUAAAAAAAAGUCAUGCUGAGAAUAUAAGAAGAAAUUAAAGUAAUGAGUAGUUAAAGCAGUUUUAUUUCAUCAUAUUGAUGAACAUAAUUAUUGUAAUCGUAAAAAAAAAAUCUAUAAUAAUAAAUUGAGAGAAUUUUUUAAACUUA
Cotesia glomerata is the source of this 3272-nucleotide messenger RNA. It is a transcript of the gene drn, whose product is annotated as AN1-type zinc finger protein 6. Gene Ontology annotation, molecular function: DNA binding; zinc ion binding. The coding region runs from base 1005 to 1604 and encodes 199 amino acids. The record is from RefSeq and is a predicted model, not a curated record. The transcript has 5 exons. NCBI's taxonomy places the organism in Eukaryota, Metazoa, Arthropoda, Insecta, Hymenoptera, Braconidae.